GAUCGUUUAACUGCCGCCAUACCACCACCGUCCUCGCUUGUUCUCCCUGUUGUCACUGACGACGCCUCCUCUUGCCUGCUUUUACAUUCAUCCAUACAAUCAGUCGACAUUCUACUACAGCUGCUACUGGUGUCUUUUAACUUCUCCAGACAGAGAAAGCGGCAACUAAACAGCUCAUCUCUGUCUGUCGGUUAGCAGGGUGUGUUGCUCCACCAUGGUCGCCGUCCAGCUUCUCACCAACACAAUCGGAGAUUACUUACUAUCUAAUAUUCGGUGUCAUCCUUGUUGCUGGCCUGGAAGUAAGGCGUCUACUUACCAUUAUUAAAGUGAACCAUUGCACUCGCUACUGCAGCCAAUGCCGCCACAGCUAGUCUGUCGCCAGACACCUUGCAUUCUCGGCGAGUGUUCCUUCAUAGACACUCUACUAUGGGCAAUUGUAUCACACAAUGUUGUGGCAAAGACAAAAGGAAAUAUUUACGAACACGAUACAGUGUUGACAGAGACUUUUCCAUCGAGUUUGAAAACUUGAUGGAUGAUGAAGCCGUUCAAGACGAAAUGAACAAGCCCCUGACUGACUUUGAGAAACAACUUUUAUCUGAGAAACAAUAUAGGGGUCUUGUUCACGAGCAAAAAAAAAUUGAUGCUGAGAUUGAAGCACAGCUUGCCAAACAAGAGGAGGAGUUGCGUAUGGAAGAAGAAGCUUACUAUGAAGCUAGAAGAGAGGCUGCACGGAUAGUACGGCUUCAGCGUAUUGCUAAGGAACAACAAGCUACUAAAACUCACACAGACCGUUCCUGGUUAGGGGAUAACGAAAAUGACUGGGACGUAGCCGGAGGUGAAGAUGAUUUCGAAAUGUUCCUGGCUAGUGUGAAAGCUCGUUCUCUGUCAGCAAGGACACAGUUACGUCAAGCCUGUUACUGGAACUUACUGGUGACGCCAAGUAUUUCACGAGCUCUUGAUCUCAGUGUAGCGACAUCUGUGACAGAAGGAGCAUCUGCAGAUGGUCAAAGUACUAGUAGCAGCACAACACAUACUCGAGAUCGGUCACAUACUGAGGCAUCUUCCUUAGAUCUGGAAUGGGAUCAUGAAGCAGGAAUUAUACCCCAUAAAGCACCUCGAUCAGCCACAGAAGAAAAUCUUGUUGCUCUAGCUGCUCAAGAAAUGUUACAUCCUACCAGUCCUGCAAACUCUGCUGAGCUCGAGUGGGACAACGAUUACGUCAGCGCCGAUGUUCUUGAGAGGGAACAACUUUUAACGGUGAGGAAAGGUGGCAAAGGAACAUAACAGUCACAAACAAUCUACCUACUGACAAAACAUUUUACUUUGGGAUUGGAUUGCUACCUUCCUUGGUGCCGAAAAUACAAUUCUAAGGAACUAUUACUGUCUGGCAGUGACAGUAGAUAUUUGACAUACUACUAAAAAGUGGCUGUUGAAAGACUUUCUCACUGCUCAGGCAGUGCGCUGGUGUUGUGAACCACUUACCAUGUGCCUGAUAUCUUUAUGGCUAUUUCUUGGUCCACUUACCUGUCCAGGCUGCAACUCUAUAACUGUAGCCAAUCUCGGACCUGCUACUACUGCUGCUACUGCUCACUUCAAUGUUUACAUUCCAACAUUUUCUUUUGUUAUGGUUUUUUUGUUCUUUAUGUUUCCUUUUUUUUUUUUUACAUUACAUUUAAAGUUAUUUUUCAGUUGUACUAAGGUUAUUUUUCAUUUUCUUUGCUUCCCAUAAAACCAAUCUUAUCUGUGAUUCCAUAAAAGUAAUUUGAAAUCCUAAAGAAAAAAAAAAUUAAUAAAAUUCCAAAACACUGUUUUACUGCAUGUAGCAAUGUGAUAUUUCUCCAGUGUUUCUGCAUAGCUCUCAGUGUUAACUGUUUAUAAAGCCAUGUCUAGAUAAAUCUCUCUUAAUAAACAAUCAUAUCAGCAGUGUGUGUGUAUGUGUCUUUGAGAGAAAGAAAGAAAGAAAGAAAGAGAGGGAGGGAGGGAGGUAUACACAUGCAGGUGACUGGGCGAGCGAGAAGUGUGUCUGAGUGCUGUAUGUGUGUAUAUAAAAUAUAAUUUUCAUAUGUAACCAGGACUUCCUAUCCACUUGAGAGCUAUUAUUGUUCCCAGAUGUGAAGGUGUGUCAAUGGGACCUUUAACGGGGCUUAGCUGUCGUGUGUCUGCCUUUAAAUUUUUAGCUUCAUGGAAAACUGUUUUUAGGGCUUCCUUUAAAACACAGUACCAUAGCUCCCUAUAAUGGCCUCAUUUCUCUGUAACCUUCACUUUAUCCUAUUGAUUUCUUGACUGAAGCUGACAGCUUUGAUCUCAGAUUGUUGCCAACACCACCCAAACAACCCUCUUAGAGACGACCAACAGAAUACAUCCACAGCUUUCCUCCACUCAUCUCAUGUAUCAUUCUUUCAUUGUCAAUAUUUCAUUUUUUGAUCCCCCAGCCCAUCACCACGAUUAAUGACCACUGAUUCUUCACAAUAUUAUGGCAUCAUUCUCAUACAAGUUGUUUCAAGUAUCUUUCAAAAUGGUCUCAACUGCUGUUUCUUAGGAACUGCCUUAGAUGUUGAUGACCCAGCAUCCAAUUCUGUACAGCAUCUCAUGCCACAGUCCUCAUCCAAAAUUCUAAUACUGUUCUCAUAGGCAUAUCUCAUAUUUUAUAGUUUUCAUUCCAUUGAUUUAGCAAGCCAACACAUAGUUCUUACUGUUUUCUUCUUCAUUAUUGUUAUAUUAUUAUUAUUAUUAUCAUUAUCAUUAUUAUUAUUAUUAUUAUUAUGGCGAGCCGGCAGAAUCAUUAGCAUGCAGGACGAAAUACUUAGCGGUAUUUUAUCUGUCGUUACAUUCUGAGUUCAAAUUCUGCUGAGGUUGACUUUGCCUUUCAUCCUUUCGGGGGUUGAUAAAUUAAGUACCAGUUGCAUACUGGGUCGAUCUAAUCGACUGGCUCCCUCCCUAAAAAUUUCAGGCCUUGUGCCAAGAGUAGAAAAGAUUAUUAUUAUUAUUGUUAUUAUUAUUAUUCAAAUUCCACUAAGGUCAACUUUACCUUUCAUCACUUUGAGGUUGAUAAAAUAAGUACCAGUUAAACACUGGGGUCGAUAUAAUCGACUCAUCCCCUCCUCCAAAAUUUCUGCCCUUGUGGCAGAAUUUGAAACCAUUAUUAUUAUUAUUAUUAUUAUUAUUAUUAUUAUUAUUAUUAUUAUUAUUCAAAUUCUGCUGAGGUCAACUUUGCCUUUCAUCCUUUCGGGGUCAGUGAAAUAAGUACCAGUCGAGCCCUGGGAUCGAUGUAAUCGACUAUCCCUCUCCCCAAAAUUUCAGGCCUUGUGCCUAUAGUAGAAAGGAUUAUUAUUAUUAUGAAGGCGGCGAGCUGGCAGCGUUGUUAACAUGCUGGGUGAAAUGCCUAACAGUAUUUCGUCUGCCGCUACGUUCUGAGUUCAAAUUCCGCCAAGGUCAACUUUGCCUUUCAUCCUUUCAGGGUAGAUAAAUUGAGUACCAGUUAACACUGGGGGCGAUGUAAUCGAUUAGUUCCCUCCCCACAAAUUUCAGGCCAUGUGCCUAUAGUAGAAAAGAUUAUUAUUAUUAUUAUUAUUAUUAUUAUUAUUGAUUAGCAGAAUUGUUAGAGCAUCAGACAAAAUAUCUUGUGAUGUUUAACUAUAUAACCCUUUAUGUUCUGAGUUCAAAUCUUAUUGAGGCCAACUUCGCCUUUCAUCCUUCUGGAAUCAAUAAUGUAAUAGUCAAAUACUGGAGUCAAUUUAACUGUCCCCCUUUCCCAAAUGUCUGGUUUUGUGCUUAUGUUAAUAAUGAUAAUUAUUAUUAUUAUUAUAGCAGUGAAUGCUCCCAUGGCGCUUUUGGUAGCAUCUGUUCCUACAUGCCCAGCGGUGCAGUCUUCAAAUUACUAUGGGACUGUUCACUGAAAACAGUUGUUAUAACUAUGGAUUGAAGAAUCAGUAGAAUGACAACAGACAAAAUACUUUGCAGUAUUUAGUCAUGUCUCCCUUACAUUUGAAGUUCAAAUCUCAUCAAAGGUAACUUCACCUUUCAUCUUUCCAGGAUUGGUAAAAAAAAAAACAAAAAAAGUGCCAGUCAAAUACUGGAAUAAAUAUAAUUUGAUAUAUUAUUUCUUUGGCCUUGCACCAUUGUUAGAAAUCUUUAUUACAACAAAACUGUAACUUACAAUAAAAACUGUUAAUGAAAGCAACAGUUUUUAUGUGUCUUUGCUGAUAAUAAAUUAUAUUCUGUCUUUGAUGAAAAUAUUUGCUGUGUGUCUCCUGACUCUUGCCUACAUCCUUAAUUAGAUUAUCAGCAGGAGUAACCUCACAGCAAAUUUUCAUUUGCAUUAUUUUGUGACCUGAACAA
Octopus bimaculoides (California two-spot octopus) is the source of this 4338-nucleotide messenger RNA. RefSeq names its product AP-1 complex-associated regulatory protein. The record is from RefSeq and is a predicted model, not a curated record. Gene Ontology annotation, biological process: regulation of Arp2/3 complex-mediated actin nucleation; negative regulation of cell motility; negative regulation of substrate adhesion-dependent cell spreading. Gene Ontology annotation, molecular function: AP-1 adaptor complex binding. NCBI's taxonomy places the organism in Eukaryota, Metazoa, Mollusca, Cephalopoda, Octopoda, Octopodidae.